GAUUGUCGAUAUCCCGUUGUUAGCUCACUUAUUUCACUCUGUUAUUAGUUGAAAGUUAUCGCACCAAUAAUCAGUAUGACAGUUGUUGAACGAGAUAAUUUAAGUGGUUGUACGCUGAAAGAAAAGCUGGACUUAUACUAUCGUGUUGUAAAAAAUCAAAUUCUCCGCUUUCAACAUCCUAUCAGUGGAUUAUUUCCUCUUAUGCCCAUGAACACUAAAUGUAGAUAUAGUCAUGUACGAGAUUCUGUGUACUGUGCCACAGUUGUAUGGGCUCUACACCAGUGUUUUGCACGGAUCAAUGAUGAUGAAGGACGUCAUUAUGAACUUGGUCAAAGUGCUGUCAAGUGUAUGCGUAGCAUUUUAAUGGGUUGGAUGCAACAAUCUGCGCGGUUGGAAUACUUUAAAAGAGUUCAAAACUUGGAUACUUGUUUGCACUCACGUCUUGAUUAUGAAACUGGUGAACCUAUUUAUGAUGAUCAAUAUAAGAACUUACAAAUGGACUGCAUUGGUCUGUAUGUAAUUCAGCUGGUUCAAAUGAUUCAUUCUGGACUUCAGAUUGUUUACACAAAAGAUGAAGUGGCAUUUGUACAAAAUCUUGUGUUCUAUUUGGAAAGAGCCUACCGUAUCCCAGAUUAUGGAAUGUGGGAACGCGGAACAAAGCAAAAUCGUAAUAUAACUGAAUUACAUGCAAGCUCUAUCUGUAUGGCGAAAGCUGCAUUGGAAUCGGUUGCUGGAUUCAAUAUUUAUGGUUAUGAAGGUGGACAUUCUUCUAUCCUUUUUAUGGAUGCUGACGCCCACAGUCGUAAUAGAAUAAUUAUGACAAAUUUGUUACCUAGAGAAUCUGCAUCAAAGGGUACUGACGCUUCACUUAUUCCUGCAUUGUGUUGGCCAGCUUAUGGUACAUGUUCAACUAGUACGCGAUUGCCAGCUCUGGAACGCUGUUUAGAACGUUUAAAAGGUGUUUACGGCUUCAAACGGUUUACCCGAGAUGGAUAUGCUACUGUUUUAGAUACAAAUAGCGAAUAUCAACCGGGAGAAUUGAUGAAAUUUGUUGGAAUCGAAAGUGAAUGGCCAAUGUUUUUUGCAUACAUGAUUAUCGAAAAUUGUUUAAAUGGUGAUCGAGAGAAAGCAGUAGAAUAUGAUCAAUUAAUGCAACCACUUCUUGUUCAUCCUAUAUCGGAAUCAUAUCCCUGGCUUCCAAAGUUUUAUUUUGUUCCUACUGAAGAAUUGGAAAAAGAACGUCGUUGCCGUGGUUCAGCGAUUCGUAAAAGCAGUUUCCGUUUAGUCGGUGAAUCUCGUUUCCUUUGGGGGCAAUCAAUCUAUAUUAUAUCUCAGUUACUUAUUUCUGGAUGUCUUCUACCAAGUGAUUUAGAUCCAAUCGGUCGAAGACCAUCACAUCGUUUCUCUGGAAUGUCAUCUACAUUAGGUAACGAACUUUUAUUUUCCGGGAAAUCGAUGAAUGUGACAAUUCAAGUAGUUCUUAUCUCUGAAUCUGUUCGUUUACAACAAGUUUUGGCAACUUAUGGUAUUAUCACUCAAACACCUGUACAAGUUGAACCUAUUCAAAUUUGGUCUCCAGAUCAGCUUGUUCGUGUUGGCAAAUUUAUGGGUUGCAGUGAACGUCUAGGUUUAUCUGGUCGUCCUCCUCGACCUUAUGGGCAAUUAGGUACCAGUAAAUUUUAUAGAAUAUCUGGUUUAACUGUUCUUUGUUAUCCAAUAUUAUUUGAAUCUCAAGAGUUUUAUCUACUUCAUGAUAUGCAAGUGGUUAUUGAUGAAGCUAAGACAGAUUUUCUAUUUUUGUCUAAUUGGUGGAGAUUGCGUGGACGUCCCACAUUUUGUUUUCUGAUGCGUGAAGAUAUGGUAAAGGUUCCAGGCUUCGAUAAGUUGCUUCGUUUCCUUGUCAGCAUGAAAAAUGGGACUGUUCAGGAAGCCCAUGUUGUUUUGGGACGUGCACAGAAAUUUGUUGCAAGUGGAUUUGUAGAACAUUUAGACUUUUUGCCAUAUUGGACUGCUAAAGGUGAAUAUUUUCGUAGAUUACAUCAAUUAGAUACUGGACGUUCAUAUCAAAGUUUAGAUAAUUUACCUAAAGCAGUGAAUAUACCGUCGAAAUCUUUAAAUCGGUUUCAAUCACAUAUGUCCGAUGAGGAAAUUAUUCAAAGUAUUCAUGCUAUAGAUAGAAAACUUUUACAAAAACUAACUGAUCAACAAGUAAUUGAACAAGCUAUUAAACCAGGUGAUAGUCCAUUAAAUUUAGCUUAUCGAAUUGCUGCAUUACAUGAAUUAUUAAAUCGACAUGGUUUGGAUCAUGGUUUCUCAACUGAUCAGCAUUUUCUCAUUGUACGUGAUUGCCUCACAGAAUUGUCACGAAAAGCCGGUAUUCAACAGGCAUGGUGUGUAGUACGUUUAUCUGCUGCUUUAUUAUCUCAAUUCGCCAGUAGUUUAGCUCCGUCAUUGUCAACUAUUCUCGUUUGUGGCAAACAGCUUACUGUUGGCAUUCCCCAAAGCUCAGAAGUUGUUGUCAACAAACCUUUAAAUCCAGAUGAAUUACAUGCUUUAUUACGUGAAGAAGUUUAUUCAUAUGAUCCGGUACAGUUUUCCUUACAACAAGAACUUAUCCUAUCUGUUAGUAGUUUAUUGACUACAAAUAAAGAGUUGUUUGAUGGAAUCAAAUUUAUACGCUUUGGUUGGUUAUUGGAGGCAAUGAAAUUGAAACUUGAACUAGAAAUAUGUUUAGGUGUUGGUGAAGAUUCUUAUCAUCAUAAUCAACAACAACAACAUCACGAUGGUGAAUUUUGCAAAUCUAGAUCCAUUUAUGAAUCUGUAUUAAAAUCAUUGACAAAUUUAGAAAUACAUCCACGUAGUUUAGGUGCAUGUCAUUUGUAUAGUUUGCCUCCAUGUCAAGUUAAAAAUUUAUUAUUACGUACAUUGAAGGCUGGUCAAGAAGGAAAAACUCAAUAUUCAGUUGAUAAUUCUGUAGAUUCCACAACAUUUACCCCUACUACAACUGGUUGUACUACUACACCUACUACUAAACCGACCGCAAAUAGUACUCGAGAAUUAUCAGUCAUCACUGAAUGCGGACCAACAAAAGAUGUUUCGGAAUAUAUUCAUCGGGCUCGUCGUACUCGUUUGCGUCGCAAUAUUCAUCAUGAUAAACGUUCUCGUAAUUCAAGUGUAUUUUCGUCUGCAGAACUUUUAGAUAUACCAAAAGCAUUGUUUCAACGUCAAUUGGAUGGGUGUUUAGGCGUAGUACCUUCAACAUUUUAUCAAGGUGUUUAUUUUAUUCUUGAACGAUCUCCUCAUGGUAUAUUGAUUUACGGUAAACUUCUUCCACAGAAACCUAUUUUAACUGAUAUGACGCCGUAUGAUCUCAACUUUGUUGAUGAAGUUGAAUGUCUUCUAAGAGCAAUAUGUGAUCCUGCUUAUCGCUCAUUGGUUGUUGAGACAAUGAUGGUCAUCGCAGUUAUAUUACAAAGAAACACUGAAUUAUCAUUUGAUGAGGUAGUCGAUAUUAAACUCAUUAUUAUGGAUGCGAUAAACGCUUUUAAGCGUGAUCGUCAUACUAACAUGUCUACUGAUAACGUCCUUCCCCAUUUAGAGAGACGUUUGUCAUGGUCUGAACCAGAUAUGCUGUCUUCCUUGGAACUACCCAUUUAUCUGGAGUUUGCGUCAACUCCGGCGAAUGCCACCAUGGGAACUACUUCUUAUAUCGCGAAGUCCGUGCUUGAUAGACUAUUAAAGGGACAUAUGGAUCUUACUAACGUUACUAAAGAUGCUUGUUGUGCAAUGUGAUUUAUUGUAUGAAUUCUAAGAGGAAAUUAAUUUUAUGGUAUGUUUAUAGCAUUUUACUUCAUGUAAGUCAUCAUAGAUCUCCCCUUACCAGGUAUUUGUAAAACAUCCUUUUAGUAUUUCAACAACCUUAUAGUGUGACCGUUAUUAGCGUUAUUAUUUUCAUUUUUUCUGCUUAUUCCUCUCCUCAGUUACUUACAUGUUUUAUAGUAAUACCUUACGAAUUGUCAUGAUUUCACCUAUAAAUUACAUUUCAUCGGAUG
Molecule: messenger RNA, 4052 nt
Organism: Schistosoma margrebowiei
Lineage: Eukaryota; Metazoa; Platyhelminthes; Trematoda; Strigeidida; Schistosomatidae
Source: the annotation of a GenBank genome assembly